Molecule: messenger RNA, 2810 nt
Organism: Anas platyrhynchos (mallard)
Lineage: Eukaryota; Metazoa; Chordata; Aves; Anseriformes; Anatidae
Gene: VPS51
Product: VPS51 subunit of GARP complex
Biological process (GO): endocytic recycling; retrograde transport, endosome to Golgi; lysosomal transport
Cellular component (GO): GARP complex; membrane; EARP complex
Source: RefSeq, a predicted model, not a curated record
GCUGGGCAGGAAGUCAGGCGCUGGCACGGAAGUGGCGGCGUGAUGGCGGACGGGGAGGCGGCGGGGACCGACACCGGCACCGACACCGGGACCGAGACCGACACCGGCUCUGGCAGCGGCACCGGCACCGGCACCGGCACCGGCCCCUCCUGGCGCCGGCCUCAUGGCCCGCUGCAGCGCUACUACGGGCUGCCCGCCGCCGAGGCAGCGGAGGCCGCCCCGGACCCCAUCGACAUCAACGGGCCUCACUUUGACCCGGAAGUUUACCUCGCGAAGGUGCGCAGCGAGUGCCCCCUGGGGCAGUUGUUGGCCCGCGAAGCUGCGCUGGGGCGGGAGAUCCGCGCUCUCGACAGCGACAUGCAGACGCUGCUCUACGAGAACUAUAACAAGUUCAUUUCUGCCACAGACACUAUCCGAAAGAUGAAGGUUGAUUUCCGCCGCAUGGAGGCAGAGAUGGACGAUUUGGCUGCCAACAUGGCAGCCAUCAGCACCUCCAGCGCCCGUGUCAGCGCGGCGCUGCAGGACCGUCACCGCCGGGGCGCCCAGCUGGCUGGCGUGCAGGCGCUCCUGCGGAAGCUGCAGUCCCUCGUGGAGGUGCCGGGGCGGCUGCGGCGCUGGGCGGCACCGGGGGCAGAUCCUGCGCGGGCCCUGCACUGCUACGCCCGCGCCCGGGCCGUGCUGCGCCACUACCGCCACCUGCCUUCGUUCCGGGCCAUCGAGGACGAGAGCCACGCCAUCAUGGCCGAGCUGGCCCAGCGCCUCCGGGCACGCCUCCGGGACGACACCUUGGACCCCAAGGAGCUCACAGAGUGUGUGGAGAUGCUGCUGCAGCUGGAGGAGCCGCCUGAGGAGCUGUGCGAGGAGUUCCUGAGCCAUGCCGGUGCUCGCCUGGAGACCGAGCUGGCGGCGCUGGAGGCUGAGCUGCCCCCAGCCGAUCCCUCUGGCGCUGCCACCACUCCUCCCCCGGCCUCCGACAUCCUGGACUUCGUUGACCGCGGCAGCUCGGCCUUCGUGGGCAACCUGUGCCUGCUCGCAGCCUCGUACCGCAGCCUCUUCGAGGGCUGCCCGGGGGUGGGGGAAGGCCGCCUGGAGGCUUUCGCCGCUGCCCUCACCGCCCGCUACUUCGAGCUGCUGGAGCGGCGCCUGGCGCUGGAGCGGGGCCUGGGUGACACCUCGCUGCUGGUGCGGGCGCUCGACCGCUUCCACCGCCGCCUCCGCGCCCUCCUCGAGCUGCUGCCCACGGCCGGGGCCGAAGCAGGCGCUGCGCUGGUGGCCCGGGCAGCGGGCGAGCGGGUGGCCCGCUACCUGCGGGCGCUGCAGACCUUCUUCCUGGGGUGCCUGGGUGACGUGCGCCAGGCGCUGGCAGCUCCCCGGCCCCCCGGCAAAGAGGGGCCUGGGCUCCCCGACCUCCUGGCCACGCUGUCCUCCUCCGUUCUCGGCCAGCUCAAGGCCGUCCUGGCCUACGUGCAGCUCUUCACCGCCAAGGACGUGGCCUUCGCCAGCUUGCCCUACUUCAAGGGGGAGUUCUGCGUAGAGGCGGUGCGCGAAGGGCUGGUGGUGGCCUUCGUGCGCUGGCUCUGCCGCACCGCCCGGGGCUUUGCCGACAGCCCCACGGAGAGGGGAGCCCCCGCAGCACCCCCGGCACUGCUGCUGCUCCUCGCCCGCCUCUGCCUCGACUACGAGGCCACCACCAUCAGCUACAUCCUCACCCUUACCGACGAGCAGUUUCCUCCUGAGGACACAGGGCCAGCAGUGACGCCAGGCCCGGCGCUGUGCGCGGAGGCUCGGGGGGCGGCGCAGCGGCUGCUCGACCACUACGUGCAGGUGCAGGGGGCGGCGGUGGCGCAGAUGCUGCGGAAGAGCGUGGAGACGCGCGACUGGUUGGGCACCGUCGAGCCCCGCAACGUCCGCGCCGUCAUGAAGCGCGUGGUCGAGGACAUCACUGCCAUCGACGUCCAGGUGGGGCAGCUCUUCGAGGAGGGCGUGCGGCGGGCACAGAGCAGCGACUCGAGCCGGCGCGCCUUCUCCGUCUACAGCAGCUCGCGGGCGCCUGGGCGCUACGCCCCCAGCUACACCCCCAGUGCCCCGAUGGACACCCACCUGCUCAGCAACAUCCAGAAGCUCUUCUCCGAACGCAUCGACAUCUUCAGCCCUGUUGAAUUCAACAAGGUGUCGGUGCUGACGGGGAUCAUCAAGAUCAGCCUGAAGACGCUGCUGGAGUGCGUGCGGCUGCGGACGUUGGGGCGCUUCGGGCUGCAGCAGGUGCAGGUGGAUGGCCACUACCUGCAGCUCUACCUCUGGCGCUUCGCUGCUGACGAGCGCGUGGUGCAGGGGCUGCUGGACGAGGUGGCCGCCAGCGCUGCCCACCGCUGCCUCGACCCUGUCCCCAUGGAGCACAGCGUCGUCGAGCUCAUCUGCGAGCGCGGGUAGGACCUGAAGAUGCCGGGGGGACACGUGGGGAUGUGUAGGAUUGCGGGGGGCAUUGGGAUAUGGGAUAUCUGUGUUGCUGUGGGGCACAGCGGAGUUGGGGAUGUCUUUGGGAGGGCUGUGUCAUGGGUCCUGCGGCACCCCAUGUGAUCCCACACAUGCAGCAACACACGAGAACAUCCCGUGUCCCCCCAACAGUCCUGGUGACACCCCACAUUGUCCCCCCUGCGUCCCGGUGAUGCCAAUCCUGUGUUGUACCUGCCACCCCAGUGCCAUGCCACGUCAUUCCACUACCUUGGUGACUUCCCCCGAUGCCUGGGGCAUGCCGGGUGCAGCCCCUGUGUCAUGGUUGAGGACAAUAAAUAAAAUGCAUGUGAGCUCUG